Messenger RNA from Tarenaya hassleriana, 2558 nucleotides. Its product is annotated as protein trichome birefringence-like 3. Bases 62 to 1357 code for a protein of 431 amino acids. Lineage: Eukaryota; Viridiplantae; Streptophyta; Magnoliopsida; Brassicales; Cleomaceae. The record is from RefSeq and is a predicted model, not a curated record. Gene Ontology annotation, cellular component: Golgi apparatus. Gene Ontology annotation, molecular function: O-acetyltransferase activity. The transcript is spliced from 7 exons.
ACUUUUUUUUUGUCUGAAUCAUAUCUGUUUACUGCAACUGCGAUCGAGUCUGUCGGCAUUAAUGGCUUCUUACAGAGGAACCAAAGUUCCUCUCUCUGCCUUCAUUCUCGUCUUGUGCGGUCUCUUGUUCUUUUUGCUGUUGUACACUGAGAGGAUUAGCCUUAUUUCAUCUUCUUCUUCCUCGUCAUCGUCAUCUUCCAUUUUCAAGUUCAAGACCUGUGCAAGAAAACGCAGCACUGGGUCCAUAUCCAAGGAGAAACUAGAAGACGAAGAAACGACGGUGGACCCAGAACUUGUCGACGACAGGUUUGAGUUCGACGAAGAGUGCGAUGUCACGGUCGGGAAAUGGGUUUACAACCGUUCGAUCGAGCCUCUCUACACCGAUGAAUCAUGCCCGUACAUCGACCGCCAAUUCUCUUGCGUAAAAAACGGACGGCCUGAGACCGAUUACCUCCGCUGGGAAUGGCGGCCUGAUGACUGUACUCUCCCCCGAUUUAGCCCGGAGUUGGCAUUGAAUAAGCUCAGAGGGAAAACGCUGCUCUUUGCGGGAGAUUCACUUCAGAGAAGCCAGUGGGAAUCCUUCGUGUGUUUGGUGAAUUCCGUCAUUCCCGAGGGACAAAAGUCAAUGAAAAGAGGCAAAAGACACUCUGUCUUCAGAGCAAAGGAAUACAAUGCGAGUAUCGAAUUCUACUGGGCACCAUUCAUAGUGGAAUCGAACACAGAUCAACCAGUGAUAGCUGACCCCAAGAAGAGAAUAGUGAAGGUGGAUUCUCUCGAAGAGAGAUCCAAGCGCUGGGAAGGAGCCGACAUUCUCGUCUUCAACACUUAUGUCUGGUGGAUGAGUGGCCUUAAAGUCAAGGCACUAUGGGGUUCGUUCCCAAACGGAGAAGAGGGCGCGGAAGCACUGGACACGCCCGUGGCUUACCGGUUGGGUCUCAAGACGUGGGCGAAUUGGGUUGACUCUACCGUUGACCCCAACAAGACCCGAGUCUUCUUCACCACCAUGUCCCCUACUCAUACCAGGAGUGCGGACUGGGGGAAGCCGAACGGCACGAAGUGUUACAACGAGACAGAGCCCAUAAGGAAGAGGAGGUUCUGGGGGAGUGGGUCGAACAAAGCGAUGAUGGGCGUGGUAUCGGGCGUAGUGAAGAGGAUGAAAAGCCACGUCACUUUCCUCAAUAUCACUCAGCUCUCAGAGUACCGUAUCGACGCCCACGCAUCCGUGUACACAGAGACAGGUGGCAAGAUCUUAACGGCUGAAGAGAGAGCCGAUCCAAUGCGGCACGCUGACUGCAUCCACUGGUGCCUCCCUGGAUUGCCCGACACGUGGAAUCAGAUCCUUUUGGCUCAUUUGUAAUUAGCGCUAGGUGUCGAGGGUAUAACCGUGAUGUGCGAUGCAAUUCAAAACGUUUUGUUGCAAUGUAAACGACACGCAUUGCUACUGUAUUCAGAAUAUUUUUGAGAAAGGGCCUUUUGCAGCAAGGGGAGAAGAAGAACGCAGCAAAAUUAGGCCCAUUAAACGACAAGCCAUUUUUCAUCAUUUUCUGAAACGGCAAGCAAUUCGGCCAACAUAUCAUACUGCAGCUCGUGUUUUUUUAUUCUCCCAGUCUUCGUACAGUCGUACUGCCAUAUUCGUAUCUAGAUGCGAUGAAAAUUUUCCCAGGAAACGCGAACUUCCCUGGAAAUCGCCUCGGAUACAUUAUGAUGUUUCUCCGUCCGAGUUCAUGUUCUCCCGCUGAAUUUCGUUGGCUGAAGACUGGAGCGAGUAUGUUCCCUAAUUAUUUUUGUCAGUUUGGUUUCUUUUGACGCUAGGGUUUCGUUGCCUUUCUUUUUGAUAGGGAAACCGAAGUGAAAUUUCGGCUAUGGCGGGAGGAAUUUUCAUCCGCCGACCUUUCUCUUAUAUGGCGAACGAGCUCAUAGUCAAUGGUUUGGCGAAUAGCUCCCAGCAUCAAUUUUACUAUUACAGGAUCCUGAAAGACAGUUCAGCAAGUACAUGAACAUGUUAAAGGUUGGAAUUCUUGUACAUGGUGGCAGAGUUUCUUGUGAAAGUUGGUUGGGUUUAACGAGCGGCCCGGAAGAAAUCAAAUCAGUGGGUCGUGCUUACCACAUGAAGAUGGCGGAGGAAGAUUCGGACUCCAUGCAUUGUCAUGUACGCAUACACUAACCCUUUAUCCUUUAAUGGAGUUGGUGCAUUCUAGUGAGGCCAAAUUAUGUGGGUAAGAAGGGUGGGCAGGUACUUGGUGAGCCCGGAGAUUGAUUUUGUGAAAUUCUACGGUAGGAAUCAUGACGUUGACUCUUUGACCGACAGUGUCAUCACUGAGAUCCGACGACAGAGAAGAAGAGAAGUUCACUUUCUGCGUGAUCUUGGUUUAUUUUUGAUGGUUUUGUUGGCCAAUUGCUCUGUGUGUUUUGGUUUUGGUUCUUUUGUCAGUGAUUCCUCAUUCGGUUGUGCCAGUAUACGUAUACGUCGUCCAUCACUAUCCUUGAAUUUAAUGUGUAGUUGUUAUAAGGGCCCUUAAAAACUUCAAAAAAAAACUGAUUUUAAUUUUUCACUUAUU